AUGUCCAACAAUAACUGCAGCUCUGAAAACUACAGCUCUCCCUCUCUUGAGAAUUCAGGUCACACUGCUAUUACCACAUCGAGUGCUCUCUGCUCCACUGACGUGAGCUCUGGAGAUGCCCCCUGCUCUCCUGGUAACAGCCUUGGCAGCAACACACUCCAGGACAAGUGCCAGGAACUUUGCAAUGAACACACAAGCUGCCAAUCAACCAACUGUGGGAGGGUUUCCUGUAGCCCUUCUGGCUCCUCUCCAGUUAUUUCUGAUGUGUCUCCAUCUCAUCAAGGAACUAGCUGUCUUCCUAUCACAUCCUGUGAUUCCAGUCUCUGUCUUCCAGCAUCCAAUAGACAACUUUUGGGCUGCCAUCUUCCAAGUCACCGGUCCUACAGCUACCAACCCUUGCACUACCCGACCUUUGGCCGACAACCACUGAGUUACCUUGGCUAUGAUCGCCAGGCACUGAGAUACCUGACCUGUGGAUGCCAACCUCUCAACUGCUUGCCUGACUCUUAUAGACCUAUCAGCUACAGAGACAGAAAUUUUCAACCAUGCUCCUCUUCCUUGAGUGGCUGGAGGUACCGUUACUGA
This is a messenger RNA of Sciurus carolinensis (gray squirrel), 585 nucleotides long. RefSeq names its product keratin-associated protein 26-1-like. The transcript has a single exon. The record is from RefSeq and is a predicted model, not a curated record. Gene Ontology annotation, molecular function: structural molecule activity. Lineage: Eukaryota; Metazoa; Chordata; Mammalia; Rodentia; Sciuridae. Bases 1 to 585 code for a protein of 194 amino acids. Gene Ontology annotation, cellular component: keratin filament.